Angiostrongylus costaricensis is the source of this 1104-nucleotide messenger RNA. Lineage: Eukaryota; Metazoa; Nematoda; Chromadorea; Rhabditida; Metastrongylidae. The record is from the annotation of a GenBank genome assembly.
AUGGAGCUUCAACUGUGGCUGCCACAGAAAGGUGUCUUUCCUUGCACGGUCGGAUUAGUGAUGAUGAUGUUCCGACUGUUUGUCGGAUUCGGAUUCACAUGCGUUCUCGUAUUUCUUCUGUUCGUCGAUGUUCAUGCGCAAAACUGUAGCGAUGCGUGCCUAGAGCAGACGGCCCGAUUCCGACUCGAAGACAUUAAGAGUCGUCUACUGGAAUCGAUGGGCAUGCGUGAACCACCGAAGAUCGACGCAGUCGAACUUCCUCCUUCAGCAAUCAAAGAGAUAAUUGAAGGAAUGAACGAAUUUGAUGAAAUACAAGAUGAAGAAGAUGCAGAGAAAACGUUUAUUAUGGCCGUACAUCCAUCCGGAGGACAUGACACUUUGAUCGCUCAAUUUCCCGUCUCAUUAACGACAAUGUUAAGAAAAGUGCUAAGCGCCUACUUACACAUUUCCCUUCAUGUAGAUGAACCGCUACCGGAGCCGGUACCAGUGACGAUUAUUGUACAAGAGAAACUUCUAAACGGAAAGCUCGGUGACGUGGUCGCAACAAAGAAUGUUGAGGUUCAACGAAGUGGUAACGUGGUGUUAGAGCUGAACAGUCGUGAUGUCGAGAGGACGGAACCUAUCCUGGGUCUCUACGUAAUCGGCAUGCUGAAUGGAAGAAAUAUCGUUAUGCAUCCACGAGAAAUCCGGAAUUCUCCUAAUACGAUGUUUAUGUCACUUACACUGUCCUCGGACUCACAGUCCCGACGAAAACGUAGUCCUUUAGUAUGCAAGCCUGAAGAUCACGAACCUGGCUGUUGUCUUUACGAUCUUACGGUAGACUUCCAACAAAUGGGUUGGAAGUUCAUUAUAGCUCCGCAUAAGUACAAUGCUUAUAUGUGCAAAGGCGAUUGCUCAGUCAGCCACGCUCAUGUAAGUCGAUCCGGACACACAAGAGUUGCCAAGACGGGAAUUAUCACUAGGCAGGAUGCGACAGGAAUCCAAACAAUGUGCUGCCAUCCUUCUGAAUACGACGCAGUACGAAUGAUCUAUAUGAACGGUGACAAUCAGGUGACGAUGGCUCGUGUACCAGGAAUGAUUGCUCGGAAAUGUUCAUGCUCCUGA